GCCAUUUUGGAAAAUUGACGGGCGUACGCAUUUCUGUGUAUUUCUUUCGCCGUGUUUGCUUGGAAAACACUCCGAGAAUGUCAGAGUCGUACGAUUUCUUAUUCAAGUUCCUCGUUAUUGGAAGUGCUGGCACAGGCAAAUCAUGCAUUCUUCAUCAGUUUAUUGAAAGCAAAUUCAAACAAGAUUCAAAUCACACCAUUGGGGUUGAGUUUGGCUCCAAAAUCAUCAACGUCGGUGGCAAGUCGGUGAAAUUACAGAUAUGGGACACGGCUGGCCAAGAGCGGUUCAGGUCUGUCACAAGAAGCUACUACAGGGGUGCAGCUGGGGCGUUACUCGUUUAUGACAUUACGAGCCGUGAAACAUAUAAUGCACUCACAAAGUGGCUGACAGAUGCAAGGACAUUGGCUAGUCAUAACAUCGCCAUCAUUCUCUGUGGGAAUAAAAAGGAUUUGGAUGCAGACAGAGAAGUUACAUUCCUCGAGGCCAGCAGGUUUGCUCAGGAAAAUGAGAUGAUGUUUCUGGAAACUAGUGCUCUGACUGGAGAGAAUGUUGAAGAAGCUUUCUUGAAAUGUGCAAGGUCGAUACUCACCAAGAUUGAGUCAGGUGAACUAGAUCCAGAGAGGAUGGGUUCCGGCAUACAGUAUGGUGAUUCAACACUCCGUAAAGUUACGAGGACACCAACGGGUGCCGACUCCAAAUGCGCCUGUUGAAUAUUCAUGGUAUGCAAAAUAUUCCAGGCAGAUUGGAUGUAAUACGGAGAGUGCCCACAGUAAGACUUUCUCGUUGGCAACUGUGUAAGUGGAAAAGCAUUUAUUUUGCAGAUGACCUUCAUUGAGGGGCAUAACAAGAUUUAACAAAAUGGAAAUUUUCUCCUGAUUUCUACCCACGGCGGCGCACACAAGCAAUGGAACAUGUACUUUCAGCUUUAGAGGUUUUUUUUCCCUUUCUUUUCAUUGUUUAUGUGUAUGCUGCAUGCCUGGUGACUAGAGUAAGCUGUGUUUAUGUAAGUCAGCCAUCUCUGAUGAUUUUUAUGUCCUGACUUAAAAAACAGACCCCUGGACUUUCACAGUAACCCAGGUUCACUGAGUAGAGUAUGGCCAACCAGCCGUUUGCUUAAAACUGUACACACUCCAUGAAUACAGCAUUGCCAGCACUUUCAAGUGAUAACUUAAUCUUAAAAUGGAACCACCACAGCUCUUGGGGAAAUGUCUCUGAUAGAUAUGCCCCGCCAAGAUUUUUUAAUUGAGAGUAUUGUGUAUGAUGAAGUUCUCCGUAUAUUGUAAACUCUGUAUUAUGCAGCAAGAUCUGUAUAUAUUUUAAAUACUGGGGCUGACUGAACCAGAUGUACUUGUUUUCAUUUCACGUAUGUGUUUUGGGGAUUAGCGUGACAGGUCAAAACUUGCUGUUCAUGUAAUAUUUCCAUCAGUUAAUGAGCAAGUGUGCUAGGAAGAUGAGAGCAUUCAACACCAUUUCUGUUGAACUUGAAAGUUGUCUAGCGCCGUAAAAUGCCUUUGCUGAGAGUUAUAAGGAAACCAACUGCAGUAGAGUCAUGUACCAUUGUAUGCCCGCGAACUUAUUCCAUAAUAGUAUGGAACAGUGUGAACCAAUUGUCCCAAAUUCCGGCCUUUGUGCCCUUAAAACUUGUCACAAACAAUUAUUUCAAAAUGGAGCAUAAAUUCAUGCAUGUAUCACGUAGCAGGUACAUACUGUUUAUUGGCAUAAGAGCAUCCAAGUUGGAACAGGACACCACCCUUGGGUUAAGGAGAAAUUGAACUGAAAUGCAGCUGUAGCCAUAAAGUCCUAAUGCAGCCACCCAAAUUCUAACAAUUCUGCAGACCGUAUGGAUUUCUUUCUUUUUUUUUAAAGUUUGAAUCGAAAGUCUGAAUGUGUAUACAUGUAUACUACAGAUAUUGUUCACUGGUAGGUUUAGUGAAAAUGCAGUUGAAGUGUACCCCAAAUAUAGACACCAGAGUCGUUGUCUUUGUGGAUUGACAGUUUUCUGUUGUGUAAGAAAAAUGGGAAAUUCAGUACAUCACUUGGUAGCCACAUAAACUACAAAGUAAACUGUUCUUUUGUAAAAUUGGCAUUUUAUGACUCUUUGUUCCUGUCAGGUUGAUAUAAAACCAUGCUCAUGAAACUCGAAGUAUUUAAAAGGGUAUUUUAAGUUCAGUAGUGGUGAGCACAGGUCAUCUGACAGACCAGCUCGUAAACAUUGAAGCAUUACUGCUUUUCAGGUCUGGAAUCACAAAGCAGAACUUGCCUUUCUUUUCUGAUGAAUUUCAACUUUUGAUAUCAUUCUCAAAAGUUUCUUUUGCCCCAGCCCUUUAUCCUUCAUGCUAACUUUUAACAUGAUAUGACGGGGAUAUGGAGGCAAUUUGCAUUUUCUAAAGUAUUUUCAGAAAUUUCUCUGUGAAAACCAUUUCCUUAUUUUUGUACAGCUGGUAUGUUGGGGGUCACCUCUUCCCACAGCUUGUAAUUGAGGAGUACGUGUACAAGACCUGUCAUAUUACUACAUUCUGGGCAGAAUUGGUCGGGUGUCUCUUUGAUUGUGUUUGUAGUACUGUGUGUAGUAUGCUUGCUUUAAGUUAAACUAUUAGCAUAUGAUAUGUUACCAAAAAAUCUGAAAGAUGUCAUUGCGCAAAGAAAGUUGAAAAGUAUUCUUCGACUCAAGAUUUUUUUGUGGGGGGUCAUAAUGUUUGGUUUUGCUUUUGGGUUAUUGAAAAAUUUGUCAUUUACCUGGAGGAAUUGUUUUUCCAACUCAGAAUCGUGCAAGAGUGUUAUUGUUUUAUUAUGGUUUUUUUUUUUUGUCGUUGACUGGGGAACCUGUAUGUGGUUAACAUUGAAAUGAUUGACACCAAUUACUUGAAUUGUUUUUUUCAUUUUUAUACCUCUCCGCUGUCUGGAGUUUCACAUCACUUGUGUAUGUUGUAAAUAUCAAAUGAAAUAAUUAUUUGCAAAAAUGUAAUCAUUGUUAGGCAAUUUUGCAAAAUUGACACUGUUGUGAUAAAUGUUAGUAUUGACGGAGUAUCUUUUGUUUCAAAAUGCCUUCAUUUGAUUUAACAGCUGAUGUUUACAGCACUUCCAGUGUUUCAUUGCUGAUAGGAAUUUAUAACCAUUAGGUUAGACAGAGAGUUGGUAUUGCUUAAUGCAUCUUGGAUGGUAUAAGCUGUUUCCUUGCUCUGCUUGAUGAUCAACUGAACUAGAAAGUGCUUGUCUCCUCCAAAGAAUCUUGUUUCUUGGGCUAGGUUUUAACCAUGUGUAAAUUCAUGGGAACAGUGCUGAUAAUAGAUGUAGCCACAGCUCCGGAAGCCCAUUUUCGGACACAGCCAUAGACUUGCUGCAAGUCCUUUUAGAUCACAUGCCGAUAAGCAAUUCUCAAUGCUAUCUCACUCCCUUAAUAAUUUCACUUGCUUGGCCUCACCAAAAUCAUCUUCGUAAACCUCCAUUCAUGUUCUAAACGUAAUGGAUCACUUGCUUGCUCUUGAUGUUUGCAGAGGUGAGGUUCUCAUUUUGCUAUGUUUGUAUUUCCUGGAAAGUUUCCCGACAUGGAAAUUCUUGUCUCCUCAGCAGUGGUUGCAGAUCAGGCCCCUGAGGUGGACUUAAUCAAAUCAAAGUAAUUUAACAGAACGACAGUUAGCAUAUCAUAACAUUGUCAAACGCUGCAGAAUUGCCUGGCAAAAUUUGAAAUUGUGUGUAUAUGUAAAAGUAGAUUUCACUGUUACUGCAUUUAAUGUUAUCUGUAGUCUCAGUGCUUGAAGGCAGUGAUGUGUCGUUGUGUGCACUGGUAGAGUGCUUUUAAGAAAAGAUGGAAUACUGUAUUUUGAGUACACACUUGCCCAUGCGCACAUCUUUUUCUGGAAUAUCAAGCAUGGAGUAAUAAUGGAUGUUGCAGCUAGUACAUGUAGAUGCAGAGCACCUCUGAAAAUAUUGUAUUCUUGUGAAAAAUGAACUGGAGAAAUUUUGACCGUUGCUUGAUCUGGGACAACUGAAAUCAUCUGAGAACAUGGUUAUUUAAAUCAUUCUUGUCGAACUGCAUGAGAUGAGAUGAGAUGAUAAAAUUCACCUUUUUUACAGAAAGUAGAUGUUGAUCAUUUGAAAUCCACGGUUUAACACUGUGUUUGAAGUGCGAGGCUUCUGAAAUGGAUGUUUGACAUCAGUCACAGUGUGCACUGUGCAAGGAAGAAACGUGCUUGGUAUUAAUUGGAUAGGCUUGAUUGCCACUGGAAUGUACACAUUCCUAGCAGAGAAUGCUGAAGAUGCCGACAUAUUUUAUAAAGUAUUGAAUGAGCCUCAAGCUGACAAGUCACAUCAGUUCAUUUAUGUAUACCAGUUAAUCAUUGUGAGGCGUUCCCGACGACAUGCUUGCAGCUUAAUCCAUACACAGUAUAUUUCAACUGAUUGAUAUGCUGUUGAAUCUGUUCCUUUUUUGCCCUUUUUGGUGUAUCGUUUAAAAAUUAUAAAUUAUUUCAGUAACGCACUUACCUUUAAAGGCACAGCAACAAUAAAAUAAUAAUUUGAAGUUGAUAGAUGCACUGAUCUUAACUGAAUGAUGACGAUGAUUAUGAUUACUCAGUAAAUGAAAAUAAUGUAAUACUCAUAUUUUUACCAUGCCACACUGUCACCUUUGGUAUUGAAUGUCAGUUUUAAGUCCAAUCUUUUCAGUGCAUAGGGAGUGGAUGUCACAGAAAAGGGUUUUGCUACAUGAGAUUAGAAAAUAAGAACUUUGUGAAAGCUCAGAUAAAUUGUACAUUAAAAUAAUGUCGAAAGAAAGCUAAGAGAAUUGUAAAA
This is a messenger RNA of Acanthaster planci (crown-of-thorns starfish), 4788 nucleotides long. Its product is annotated as ras-related protein Rab-4B. Gene Ontology annotation, biological process: Rab protein signal transduction. Lineage: Eukaryota; Metazoa; Echinodermata; Asteroidea; Valvatida; Acanthasteridae. Gene Ontology annotation, molecular function: GTP binding; GTPase activity. The record is from RefSeq and is a predicted model, not a curated record.